Molecule: messenger RNA, 848 nt
Organism: Sphaeroforma arctica JP610
Lineage: Eukaryota; Ichthyosporea; Ichthyophonida
Exons: 4
Source: RefSeq, a predicted model, not a curated record
AUGCCCAAAACACAAACAAACCGGGACAGUCCUCCAUCGGCACCAAUCGAACCGACGGGAGCUCUGAGACAGGUACGAACGGCGCAACGCCAUCAGGACCUUGUAGUUGAAGACGGUCGCAGCAUACCAGUGACUUCGAAUCAAUUGAGCGAUGCUGAUCACGAUAAAGAUCAAGCAGACGACCAUGGUACUAUAAGUUGUAGGGGUAGCACCCAGAAAGACCCAGUGAACUCCAAAGGCCAAUUAAAGAAUACGAAUCCCGAGACAGACAGCAAUGGGGCUGACCUCACGGAUGGGCCCAGUAGUGAGGUGCCGGAUACUUACACUGAAGCCUGUAGUAAUAUCACCCAGGAAGCUACACAUAUCAGCACUGAAGCCUGUAGUAGCAGCACCCAGGAAGUUGCACAUAUCAUCACUGAAAUGGGCUGUAGUGUCACCCAGGAGAGUAUGCCUGACACACAAUGCCAGGGAUCCAGCACUCCUGCCAGCACGGCAUCGAUCGACGAGAGUGAUGCGAAGAAGCGUGUGGGCUACGUGAGACCUGAGGCCCGCGGAGUGUCCACGAAUUCGGGUCUUCUGAUGGCCCUGAACAAUUCACUGGGACUGCGGUCACUCAGAGAAUACUGUCUCAGAGGAGCACACAUGUUGCGAGAGUGUAUACGGCAGACCGACGAGAUGCAAGCAGGGCUUAUGUAUCUGGCCCAUGGUCAGAGCAAACACAGGCACGCCAUUGCUGUGCUUCCCUUCGAGAGCGAAACGGUGCACGAAGGGCAGAUGGUGAUCACACAUGGUGCAGGUAGUUCUAUACCUCAUCGACCGAUGGCACCACCGUGUGGACUAGCGUUCAG